Molecule: messenger RNA, 2589 nt
Organism: Carica papaya (papaya)
Lineage: Eukaryota; Viridiplantae; Streptophyta; Magnoliopsida; Brassicales; Caricaceae
Gene: ROS3
Product: RNA-binding (RRM/RBD/RNP motifs) family protein
Cellular component (GO): nucleus
Molecular function (GO): RNA binding
Source: RefSeq, a predicted model, not a curated record
AUAGGGACAGUAGCUAGCAAGAGAGAGAGAGAGAGAGAGAGAUGGGAGACGAAGAAGCAGGAAACCUAACAGCAGCAGCAACAAAGAUUAGGGUAUAUGUUGGAGGAUUGGGCGAGAGCGUGACCAGUGAUGAUCUGCGCAAGAUUUUUACGUCUAUGGGCGCCGUCAAUGGCGUCGAUAUCGUUAGAACCAAAGGCCGCAGUUUUGCCCACAUUGACUUCUUGCCAUCCUCUGAUAAGUCCCUCACCAAGCUCUUCUCCACGUAUAAUGGAUGUGUCUGGAAGGGGGGAAGGCUGAAGCUUGAGAAAGCUAAAGAAGAUUAUCUUUCACGCUUGAGACGGGAAUGGAAAGAAGAUGCUAAACUGGCAAGCAUUUCACCCAAUACCAGUGUUGACACAAUUAAAAAUGUUCCCUCUUCAGAAAAACCCAAAGAGACUUUGAAGUCAGAGAAGAAGCAGCUAAAGUUUUUCUUUCCUAAGUUACAAAAGGUGAAGUCAUUGCCUUUCAGUGGGACUGGAAAACACAAAUACAGUUUCCAGCGCGUAGAAGUUCCUGCACUCCCCACAUUUUUCUGUGAUUGCGAAGUACAUUCUGGCCCUUUGGUUGCUACAAAAGAAAGGAAUACAUGUAGUCUGGAGUCACAGGAUGUUGUGAUGAAUAAGGAAGAGAUUGAUGUGAUGAACUCAGUGAUGAACAAGCUCUUUCAGAGGGAAAAUGAUUUAACCAUUUUGCAUGGCAUUGCUGGACUGGCUAAAGAAGAAAACAACACUGUCAAACCAAUUGAAGAUCCACUCCCUGAUGUGAAUGAAAUGGAUCUUGAAGUAGAUGAAGAUAACCUCAUAAUUAAUGUGGUUUCUGGAGGAAAUAAUAAACCUUCUUUGGUAGGAACCUGGGAGAAGGAAACAAUCUCAACAAAGCAGAAAUCAAUUUUCAAUGAGAGACAAAUUUCUAGAGAUGGAUGGUCGGAAGACAUGUUCGAGAGGCAAAGAAACAACAUUCUUCCUGGCAAGAGAAAGAAAGCAAUUAUACAAGAGGAAAACAGAAGAAAUGAAUCCAUUCCUGCUGAAGCUGGAGGAAAGGGAAAUUCAGGAGCUUCGGGAACAAAAAACAUUUUCAGUUCACAAUACAUUGAACCCGAAUUGGGUAAUAAACAGUCAACUAGCAGUUAUUCGUGGUCUCAGAAGUCUUCAUGGAAAAAACUUGUUGGAGGGGAGAGCAACAGUGCAUUCAGUCUCUCCAAUCUCUUGUCUGGAAUUUCUUCUAACCAAGAAAAGCUAAGUGGAUCUAACCUUGCUAACAAUAACAACCUGAAUGUAGAAAGGAAUAAGAACUUGAAAGGCCGAUCAAGCAAAGCAGAUUUAGUAGCAGAGCAUUCAGAGGAUCAAACCAAAAAGCUAGAUGUAAUUUUGAAUAAAUCAGAUGGGCCAACCCACGAUUUGGUCAAGGAGCAGGUAGAUAUUGCCCCUCCUAAGAAAAAGAGGAAAAUAGUUGUCCACAAAGAAAGUGGAACAAAUGGAGUGAAGCCUGCUGACCCUGAUAAUGAGGGGGAUUUACAAAUUAAUGCAGAUGGGAUUGGAACAGAAAUAAUCUCAGGAGGUCAACCCACUGAACCAGAUCUCAGAACCAAGCACUCAGCUAGUGAAUCAUUCAGUGUCUCAGGCUCAUUCACGGGCACUGCUUGUGUAAAAGGAGACCAGUUUAGAUCCGAAUCUGAUACUCCUAGUGCACCUAAAUCCUAUGACAGCGAGAUACAGAUUUCAGCUAGGGAUAAGGAUGUGGGAGGCCAAUCAUGUGAAUCAGAGAGAGCAGAGGGAGGUGCAGAAGCUCAGCCUGCCAAAUCAGAUGCAGCUUCAAAUAAAUCAGGGAGAGGUUCUUCAUGGCUCCAUAAAUUAUCAUGGACUCAGUUACUCAAAGAGAAGGAUACUUCAUUCAGUAUAACUCAAAUUCUACCAGAUGCUACCUUUGAGAAGCAUGAGCAAAUAGGACUGAGCAAUGUGGACGUUUUAAAUUUCAAUUCCAACAAGCUGACUGAUUUUGUGAAUCAAGGUAACAUUCAACCUAGUGUCAAUGAUUCUCCAGCUCUAGGAAUCUCCACCGAGGAAAAUACUGUACAGCAUACAUCAGAAAAUAGUCAAGAGACUGUUGUGGGCUGCAAUGACGAGGCUUCAGCUCCAUUAGUCAACAGAGAGCAGGAACCUGCAUCAAAGACGCCGUUUAGUGGAAAUACGAGCAUUGGUGAAACUUGCUCGUUUAUGAGAAGUGCAGCUUCAUUGAAAAAUUGGGCUAGUGCUAAGAAAUCACUGAGUGGUUCUCGAAAGAGAAAAUUAGAUGAAAAGCAGUAGAUGCUUCAAACGCAGCAGCCCUGCAGAGAUAGAGCUUCUCUGGACUGACCUUCACAAAAAAAUCAUGCCUUGUUGCGAACUUCUCAAGAACUUUUGAGGCAGGUAAAUUUUACUGGUUGACAUAAGCUUAAUGAGUGUAAUUUUCGGAUGGGAGCCUUUUUUUUUUCUUCUAAUUCUGAUCCUGUUUCUUUGUCGAUGAUGAGAUUUUAACUUAUGACUUUCAAAUGGAAUACGAGAAUUUUAAUCA